AGCCGUAGCCUAUCUCCUCUUUCACUUUCCAACACGCCGACGUCGAGAAGGAGAUAUUUGUUAAUGGCUCCGAAGCGCGCCAAGAUCGUGAGGACCACCAAGAAGGUGGUCGAGGAGACCGUCGAAGUCCUCGGCGUGGCCGUCGAUAGCCAUAACAGCGUCAACCUCCCGGCCGAGUCGGACUCCAAGAUUGUUGAGGUUGUGGUGGAGGAUGAAGUCCCCAUUUCCGUCGUUGUCGUCGCUAAGGACAAGAAAACAGAGCCUGAAACAGAGCAGAAGCAAAGAGCCGAGGAAGCUUCCCUGGAGACAGAGGAGCCGCUUCCGAAGCAGAAGGGAGACGAGGACGAUCGUAGCAAAGAAAAGGAAGCGGCCGAGUUCAUCGUCGACAUGGAAACGAAAGAAGAAGAAGGGGGAGACGAGAAAGAAGAAAAGGGUGAGGAGGACCAGAGGGUGGAGAAGGAAGCAGAGCUUCCGACGCCCAAGAAGGUGGAGAAACGAAAGGAAGCGCCCGUAAAAGAGAGCAAGAAGGGAGGGAAGCGGAGGUGGAGGAGGAGGUUGGGCGGUGGCGAGAUGGACGGCGUGGGCGGCGGGUACAAGAGGUACGUGUUCCGGGUGCUGAAGCAGGUGCACCCAGGGCUGGGGAUAUCUGCGAGGGCGAUGACGGUGGUGGACUGCAUGAUGGGGGACAUGUUCGAGCGGCUGGCAAACGAGGCGUCACAGCUGUCGACCUACUCAGGGAGGGCGACGCUGUCAUCGAGAGAGGUGCAAGGGGCGGUGCAACUGGUGUUGCCGGGGGAGUUGGGCAAGCAUGCCAUCGCCGAGGGAAGCAAGGCCGUUGCUAACUACAUGGCGGCCGCGUCGGGCAGCGGCUACUAGUGGGAGCGGGUAGCGGAGAUGUGGGAGGGUUGGCCGGACAUUGUUAGUGUAGUUAGUUGUAAUAGACA
Messenger RNA from Zingiber officinale, 944 nucleotides. Its product is annotated as histone H2B.3-like. NCBI's taxonomy places the organism in Eukaryota, Viridiplantae, Streptophyta, Magnoliopsida, Zingiberales, Zingiberaceae. Gene Ontology annotation, biological process: nucleosome assembly. The transcript has a single exon. Gene Ontology annotation, cellular component: nucleosome. The record is from RefSeq and is a predicted model, not a curated record. Gene Ontology annotation, molecular function: protein heterodimerization activity; DNA binding; structural constituent of chromatin. The coding region runs from base 64 to 876 and encodes 270 amino acids.